AUGUUUGGUGAGGGUACUUGGAAGGUGUCGAAGGGAGCUAUGGUGGUGGCUCGGGGCACGAAGACCGGUACUUUGUACACUACCUUAGAGUGCACAAGCACGAUUGCUACAACCGCAAAUGAUGAGACUAAGCUUUGGCAUACUCGGCUUGGUCACAUGAGUGAGAAAGGGAUGAAAAUGCUAGCUUCAAAGGGUAAGUUGUCGGAGUUGAAAUCAAUCGACAUGAAAUUUUGUGAGACAUGUGUUUUUGGCAAGCAAAAGAAGGUGUCUUUCACAAUAACCGAACGGUCCUUGAAGAAGGAGAAGCUAGAACUUGUGCACACAGAUGUUUGGGGCCCAUACCCCAUCAAGUCUCUUGGUGGUUCUCACUACUUUGUUACUUUCAUUGAUGAUUCAACCCGGAAAUUAUGA
Chenopodium quinoa (quinoa) is the source of this 411-nucleotide messenger RNA. RefSeq lists its product as uncharacterized. The record is from RefSeq and is a predicted model, not a curated record. Lineage: Eukaryota; Viridiplantae; Streptophyta; Magnoliopsida; Caryophyllales; Amaranthaceae. The coding region runs from base 1 to 411 and encodes 136 amino acids. The transcript has a single exon.